Drosophila nasuta is the source of this 3368-nucleotide messenger RNA. Its product is annotated as frizzled 2. Gene Ontology annotation, cellular component: plasma membrane. Bases 1293 to 3368 code for a protein of 691 amino acids. Gene Ontology annotation, molecular function: Wnt-protein binding; Wnt receptor activity. Lineage: Eukaryota; Metazoa; Arthropoda; Insecta; Diptera; Drosophilidae. Gene Ontology annotation, biological process: non-canonical Wnt signaling pathway; canonical Wnt signaling pathway. The record is from RefSeq and is a predicted model, not a curated record. The transcript has 7 exons.
GAACUGACGCUGGGGCCGCGCUUGGAAAAGUCGCCAGAAAUGUCAGUUAGCAAGUGGAAAUCACCGGAAAAACUACGCAACGCGGCAAAAAUUCAAAGCGACUAUCGGCAAAUCGGCAAGCGGCAAAACAGCAGCAGCAAAAGCAGCGUGAAAAGCAGCGCGGUCGACGUCGUCGGGAGCUGAGGUGGAAUAGAGUAAAAGAAUGCACGAAUGCGAAACGCGACAGCAGCGGCGGCGAAUGCUGAUAACAAAGCGUGCGGCGCGUUAAUAACAAUAACAACAACAGCAAAAAGAGUCGCGCGUUUAAUUAACAGACAGCCAAAGCAAUAGCAAUAACAACAGAAGCCGAAGCAGAAGCUGGCGGCAGCGCAGUCCGCGUCAACGUCGCGUGUGGGAGUUUAACAGUUUCCUUGCCCAAUGCACGACGAGCGAAAAACUGAUAAAAACUGCAUUUGAUUGCAAUUUUGGCGGCAUUUGCAAACCGAACAACGGCGAACGCGCAACGCAAAAAGAAAUCAAUAAAAAACAAAACAAGCAAGCGGUAAAACGGUUCCCCCCACCCCAAACAAGGCAACAAUGAAGUGAAAUACACACAAGUUGUAUCCGAUAAAUAAUCGCGAAUCGUUCAACUUAAACUUGCAAAUUCAAUGCUUAACUCUUAGUUACUUGAUAAUAUUAUAAGCAAAUGCAACCGUUCCGUUCCGUGCCGUGCUAAUGCAAAUCGUAUACGACCUACAGAUAAAUCUGUUAACUUAACCUAAGUGCAAUAACUAAAACAAUCCAACAUACGAAUUAUAUUUCUAAGGAUUCUGCUUCUCAACACUUUAAUCGGACUCUAACUACUGUACGCUCGGCAAGCCUUUAAGCUAACGUUACAAACAGGAACAACGAUAGACGAGACGAACUGUGUUGUCCGUUUGAUUGACUAGCCUGACUCUUUGCCUUGGUUUAUUGACUGCAGCAACCAAACAAAAAAAAACGGGAAAAAAAGAGGAAAAGCGCUGAGCAAUAUUUCUUUAUUGAGGCUCGAGUCAUCUUCAAAAAAAUAACAACGCUAAGGAAAAUCUCAACGGAAUGGAAAAAAUGUUAGGCCACGCCGAUUGUCAAGCGUUGACAAUUUGACGCUGAAAUCCUUGGACACAAUUCGCUCUUCUCUUAGCGCCAAUCGCGAGAGAAGCGUGCGAGUUACAAAGGAAGAGCGAAAGAGACCGAGAGCGCCAGCUAGAGAGCGCAAUACAACUCUGAGUUCAAAGCUCAACACACACAUACAAAAGCUAACGGCUACGCACAAAAUGCAACACAAAAUGAAUCUGGCAACGCUGCUGGCGCUGUUGCUGCUACUGGCCAGCAGAAGGAGCUCAGUGCUGGCGGAUAGUCCACAGCAUAUGGGCGGCGGCGGCAUGGGUAUGGGAAUGGGCAUGGGCAUGGGAUCACACUCAAUGGAGGUGAGUCCAGCGCCUGGCUAUGGAGUGCCCGCCAUACCAAAGGAUCCCAAUUCGCGUUGCGAGGAAAUCACGAUACCCAUGUGCCGGGGAAUUGGCUACAACAUGACAUCGUUUCCCAACGAAAUGAAUCACGAGACACAGGACGAGGCGGGCCUGGAGGUGCAUCAGUUCUGGCCGCUGGUCGAGAUCAAAUGCUCGCCGGACUUGAAGUUCUUCCUCUGCAGCAUGUAUACGCCCAUUUGUCUGGAGGACUAUCACAAGCCGCUGCCUGUCUGUCGCAGUGUCUGCGAACGUGCUCGCUCCGGCUGUGCACCCAUCAUGCAGCAGUAUAGCUUCGAGUGGCCCGAACGCAUGGCUUGCGAGCACUUGCCGCUGCAUGGGGAUACCGACAAUCUGUGCAUGGAACAACCUUCGUAUACCGAGAGCAGCGGCACCAGCAGCGGUGGUGGCAGUGGUAGCAGUUCGGGCUCUGGUUCUGGUUCUGGAGGAAAGCGUAAGCAGGGUGGCGCCAGUGGCUCUGGUGGCUCCUCAUCGACAGCCAACAAGUGCAAGGGCAAGAAUUCAAAAAACUGCCAAAAUCCCCUAGGAGAAAGGGCAAACGGAAAGGAGUGCACAUGCUCAUGCCGAUCGCCUCUCAUCGUCCUGGGGAAGGAGCAGCUCAUGCAGCAAUCCCCAAUGCUGCACCAUCACUGGUACAUGAAUCUGACUGUCCAAAGGAUCGCAAACGUACCAAACUGCGCCAUACCGUGCAAGGGACCGUUCUUCACAAACGACGAAAAGGACUUCGCCGGCCUGUGGAUCGCCCUGUGGUCAGGUCUAUGCUUCUGCAGCACCCUCAUGACCCUAACCACAUUCAUCAUCGACACCGAAAGGUUUAAGUAUCCUGAGCGACCCAUUGUCUUCCUUUCCGCCUGCUAUUUCAUGGUUGCCGUUGGCUACUUAUCACGGAACUUCUUGCAAAACGAGGAGAUCGCUUGCGAUGGACGUUUGCUGCGUGAGAGCUCGACGGGACCGCAUUCAUGUACUUUGGUCUUCCUGCUCACAUACUUCUUUGGCAUGGCCUCAUCCAUCUGGUGGGUCAUACUCAGCUUCACCUGGUUCCUGGCCGCUGGCUUGAAAUGGGGCAACGAAGCCAUCACCAAGCAUUCACAGUACUUCCAUCUUGCCGCAUGGCUUAUUCCGACGGUGCAAUCGGUUGCAGUCUUGCUGCUGUCUGCCGUGGAUGGCGAUCCCAUUUUGGGCAUCUGCUAUGUGGGUAAUCUCAAUCCGGAUCAUCUAAAGACCUUCGUACUAGCACCGCUGUUUGUAUACCUCGUCAUUGGAACCACCUUCCUCAUGGCUGGCUUUGUGUCGCUCUUCCGCAUCCGUUCGGUCAUCAAGCAACAAGGCGGCGUUGGAGCCGGCGUCAAGGCCGACAAGUUGGAGAAGCUUAUGAUACGCAUUGGCAUCUUCUCCGUGCUCUACACAGUGCCAGCCACAAUUGUCAUUGGCUGCUAUCUCUACGAAGCCGCCUACUUUGAGGACUGGAUCAAGGCACUCGCCUGUCCCUGCGCUCAGGUCAAGGGACCGGGCAAAAAGCCGCUGUACUCGGUGCUCAUGCUCAAGUAUUUCAUGGCACUAGCCGUGGGCAUAACCUCGGGCGUCUGGAUCUGGUCCGGCAAGACGCUAGAGAGCUGGCGUCGCUUCUGGCGACGACUCUUCGGAGCGCCCGAUCGCACUGGUGCCAAUCAGGCGUUGAUUAAGCAAAGGCCGCCAAUACCGCAUCCAUAUGCGGGCUCGGGAAUGGGCAUGCCCGUGGGAUCGGCAGCGGGAUCGCUGUUGGCCACGCCCUACACACAAGCGGGCGGUGCUUCGGUGGCAUCGACCAGCCACCACCAUUUGCACCACCACGUUCUCAAGCAGCCGGCGGCCAGUCAUGUAUGA